GAGAACGUUUCACUCUGGUCAAAUCGUUCGCUUUCACAUGGCGUCGCUUCGGUCUUCUAUUGGCUUGGUUAUAUUACAUCAAAGCUACCAUUUUUAGAGUUUUCUUUUUUUUUUUAGUAUGAUAUCUAUAACAAACCAAAGAAGAACAGGGAUCAAUCAUUCAUAGGCUCAGAUAAACCCGAAGAUAAUACUUACCCAGAUAUUGCAGUUUUUGAUACAACAUUGGUUAGGGAAUCACCAUGUCAAGUAAAGUAAAGCAUAGUUAUUUGCCUGGUCACAUGCUAUAGCUUGUUGGGGAUAGUGGAAUGGAAAGGAGAAGAAUAGAUGAUCAUGAACCGGGUCCAGCUCCUUCACCUCGAGCAGUAGAUAGAUUUGGUUUUGUGAAGCAGGAACAAACUAGUUAUCCUGAGAUUGCAAUUAAGAGCAGGUCAGCCAUUGAAUUUGAGAGGGAGGAAAGACGAGUUAGAAAAUGGAGAAAAAUGAUUGGGGUUGGAGGGAGUGAUUGGAAGCAUUAUGUUAGGCGUAAACCUCAUGUGGUCAAAAGGCGUGUAAGGAAAGGAAUUCCUGAUUGUUUAAGGGGUCUUGUUUGGCAGUUGAUCUCUGGAAGUCGGGAUCUUUUGCUGAUGAACCCUGGUGUUUAUGAGCAACUAGUUAUAUAUGAGACAUCAGCUUCAGAACUGGAUAUAAUUCGGGAUAUUUCACGUACAUUCCCUUCUCAUGUUUUCUUCCGCCAGAGACAUGGACCUGGUCAAAGGUCUCUUUAUAAUGUUUUGAAGGCAUAUUCUGUAUAUGACAGAGAUGUUGGAUAUGUUCAGGGAAUGGGGUUUCUAGCUGGUCUUUUACUUCUUUACAUGAGUGAAGAGGAUGUGUUUUGGUUAAUGGUUGCAUUAUUGAAAGGAGCUGUACAUGCCCCUAUGGAAGGAUUGUAUCAGGUGGGGUUACCUCUUGUGCAACAGUACUUGUAUCAGUUUGACCACUUGGUGCGGGAGCACUUACCAAAGCUUGGAGAGCAUUUUACUAAAGAAAUGAUAAAUCCUAGUAUGUAUGCAAGUCAGUGGUUCAUAACUGUUUUCUCAUACUCUUUUCCAUUCCAUUUGGCUCUCCGAAUUUGGGAUGUCUUCCUUUUUGAGGGUGUUAAGAUUGUUUUCAAAAUUGGUUUGGCCCUCUUAAAAUACUGCCAUGAUGACUUGGUAAAAUUACCCUUUGAGAAACUCAUACAUGCUUUGCGUAACUUCCCUGAGCACUCCAUGGAUCCAGAUACACUAUUGCCAAUGGCUUACUCGAUUAAGGUAGAAUCCUUGACCAUCUUUUAUGGACACUAGAAAUGGAUGUGUAGGGCUUUUCAUAGGUCUCGAGACGGUUGGAGGAACUGAAGCUUGAGUAUGAUAAGAAGAACGAAAAAAUUAGCUCAAUCAGCAGAAACUAAUGGAAAAGAGCUGCAAUGAAGGAUCAUCUCUCAGAUUAAGCUCACGACAAUCGAUCUGAUCAAUCUGCGCAAUCUAACUUUUUUACCAUCAUUAUUUUCAAUUAGCAUUUGUUGAGUUGAUCCUGUAUUUAAAUUUAUUUAUUCACUUUUUAUCAAGUCAAUUUGUAUGAAAAAGGUUCUGUAUCCAGUAUUGUUCAUAUGAAAAAGAAUUUAUUUUUCUGGGUUGAAAGGAGCUGAUAAAAGAGAAUAAUUCCGAAUUAA
Messenger RNA from Mangifera indica (mango), 1687 nucleotides. Its product is annotated as EVI5-like protein. The transcript is spliced from 10 exons. The coding region runs from base 306 to 1322 and encodes 338 amino acids. The record is from RefSeq and is a predicted model, not a curated record. Lineage: Eukaryota; Viridiplantae; Streptophyta; Magnoliopsida; Sapindales; Anacardiaceae.